Messenger RNA from Trichoderma aggressivum f. europaeum, 693 nucleotides. RefSeq lists its product as uncharacterized. The record is from RefSeq and is a predicted model, not a curated record. The transcript is spliced from 3 exons. Lineage: Eukaryota; Fungi; Ascomycota; Sordariomycetes; Hypocreales; Hypocreaceae. Bases 1 to 693 code for a protein of 230 amino acids.
AUGGCAGAACCACAAGAACCAUAUCCAGGCGCAGACCGCAUCCGCUCACUAACAGACCAAGACGCAAUCUUCAACGCCUUCGACGCCUACCCCUGGACCAAAGACUCUGCCUUUCUCUCCGGCCUCCGCGCCAUCCUCGGCGCCCCAAACUCCUCCAACCCGCAAGGCUCCCUCCGCGACAUCGCCACCCACGCCCGCAUCUUCUACUACGCCCAGCGCAUCGGCGUCCAGAUCGACUUUUCCGCCUACCACGCCUGGCUCGCCCGGAACCCGGACCGCCAGCCCCCGCACAUCAUCCCCGAGGAAUACGAGCAGCCGUCAUCAUCCUCUCCGUCGUCUUCUUCCGCAACACCAUGGCAGCAGGCCGCCCCCAAGGCAGAUCUCUACGUCGACCGAAGCGCCCAAUCCCACUCCGGCGAGGGGGAACCGUCCUACCCCCUUGGUUUCGCCGAGAUGAUCAAGCUCCUCCAGGAGGGCAAGCCGAUUCCCGGCAUCAGACAGAUCCCCAACACUAUUGAACGAGAUCCUACGGUGAAGCCUGUUGGAUCACGGGCCGUUCCUAGAAAGCCUUGGGAAAAGGAGACAUCUGCAAAUGUCGAGGCGGGUGCUGGUGGUGUUGAGAAUACGCUUGAUCUCGAGUUCCCCCCGGUGGAGCAACAGAACGCAGCGGCAGCGGCAACAGGAUCUUCAUGA